This is a messenger RNA of Chenopodium quinoa (quinoa), 1032 nucleotides long. Its product is annotated as vicilin-like seed storage protein At2g18540. The record is from RefSeq and is a predicted model, not a curated record. Bases 1 to 1032 code for a protein of 343 amino acids. The transcript has 11 exons. Lineage: Eukaryota; Viridiplantae; Streptophyta; Magnoliopsida; Caryophyllales; Amaranthaceae.
AUGUCUGAAAUUCAAGGUGAACAUGCAGAAUCGGAACAAGAUAUACCAAAAGAAGUAAUUUCGGAAAAGAACUCUCCAGUGAAGAACAUUGAAGAUGAAACUAAAAAAUCGGAACAAGAUGAACAAAGUGAGAAUGUCUCUGCUACUCAAAAUGAGAUUGGAAAUCAAUCUGCACAAGAGAGUAGGGAUCAAUGUGACAAAAAUGUGGAGCAAAAACAGGAUACAAUUCCAUCUGAAAAGGACAAAGAUAAUGUUGAUCAAAGCAAGGUAAAAGAAGUUGAAUCAGAGGGGAAAAACAAUACAGAAAAGAUAACUACUGGGCCAAAAAAAACCAAAAAUGAUGAUCAGAAGAAGCCAAAAAUAACAACUUUAAAGGAGAAGAUGCAACAAAUACAUAUAGACAUAGAAGAAAACCCAAAGAAGUACAAUGAAUCAACACCGAGAAUCAUGAAAAAUCUCAAAAGAAGGGAAGAGUUGUACAAGAAAUUUAACAAAGAAGGACAAGAGGAAAAGAGGCAAGAAAUAGAGAAAAACACUGAAAAGAAUACUGUGGAAAAUGUUUUUCAAAAGUCAGAUGAGCAAAAAGGAGAAGGGAAUAAAGGGCCAGAAAAUGAGAAAAUCCCUAUAGAGAAAUCUGUGGAAGAUGUCUCUCAAAAGACAACAGAGCUAAAAGCAGAAAUGGCAUGUGAUUAUUAUGAAAUUGAGGAUGAGACUGAUCUAAUAUCUGAGGAUUUGGAUAGUGCACGUGUAAAUGAUGAUCCAGUUCCAUCAUCUCAAAAGAAUGUUUUGUUAGAUGAAUCUGCUGAAGGAGGUCAAAAGGAGGCAACUACUGAUCCUGCUGAAGGAUCCACAAAAAAAAAAGGUGUGGAAAGAAGAAUUUCUCCAAGGAAAUCUGCAGCACCUACUCCAAUAAAACAAAUGACAGGUGCCCCUGCUGAAUAUGUUCAAGCACCUAUUAGAAAAAUGGCUGGUGCUCCUGCUGAGAAAGUUGUGGAACAACAAGGAAAAAAGGGUAAAUGUUCAAUUGAUUAA